Messenger RNA from Sciurus carolinensis (gray squirrel), 3333 nucleotides. RefSeq names its product cation channel sperm associated auxiliary subunit beta (gene Catsperb). The transcript has 26 exons. The record is from RefSeq and is a predicted model, not a curated record. Gene Ontology annotation, cellular component: cilium; CatSper complex. NCBI's taxonomy places the organism in Eukaryota, Metazoa, Chordata, Mammalia, Rodentia, Sciuridae. The coding region runs from base 1 to 3333 and encodes 1110 amino acids.
AUGGAAUUGUCCCUUAUAUAUGUUAUAAUUUUACUUCUGAACAUAUUUGAAUUUUCAUCAGGAACAGUAUACAAUAAAGGUGAUAAAGAGAGACGCUUUGCUUGUUCUAGCCAAGGAUACCCCAAAGAGAAUGAAAUAAUCAAGUUGUUUCUUUCCUUAGAAAACUUGAUAAUCCAGUGUUUCUUCCAAGCUGAAAAUGAGAUUGUUUCAAGGGAAAUGCUGAGUAUAUUCACAGCAGGAGGACUUGCUCCCAGCUUGGGAAUCAUAAAUAGUACAUACCACGGCAUCUUCCACUUCAAUUUAACUUUGUUCAGUGAUCGGGUUUUCUGGCUAAUUGAUAUUCCUAGAGAAAACAUCACAGAAAAUAAAGAUAUCGCAGCUGUAGAAGAAUGGUUAGUAAGGAUAACUUUACAUAAAGGAUUAAAUAUUUAUGCUACUGAGGGAACCUUACUGGAUAGUGUUCGAGAACCUAUUCUUCAGUGGAUUCUUGGAAGGGUGAUGAUACAAAAUGAGAUCAAUACAUUGUUUCCACAUGUGACAGAUGUCAAAGUGACAAAGUGCCCCUGUGCCAAUGAUGUAGCUUUAAUUGGCUUCAUUUUGAACACAACAUAUAAUGGUGUUUUCGUAGGCCUGACCUCUUCCGGAUUUUGGGAUUAUGGUUCUACUGUGUGGUAUGACCUGACAGAUAACAUCUAUGUCUCACUUCAUGAAGAACAUUCAGGGCUUUCGUUGAUAGAUAUGGUUUUAACAAAUCAUAUUUUAGUUGUCCUCACAUCUCUGGGUCUUUUUGUAAGUGAAGAUCUUCGCUAUCCUUCAGGUCAAAUCUUAAAGCUUACAAGGGCAGACUUCUGUGGUUUUGAAAGGGUUGAUUACAUCAAAGGAAAAUUAUGGUAUAAUGAAAGAUGUUUUGCGAACAAAGAACAUUUUGAAGUUGAUUAUGUUACUAUCACCUUUGACAGAAACAGGACUCUAAGUGAGUCGAACUCUUGUUUUUUUAGUAGCGAACCAUUUUCCCGAUGGCUUCCUUGCUUACCUGAUGAAAAUAAAAUAGAGAGUUAUUUGUCCUCACGUGUGAUAACAUUUCUCGUGGACCAGGAGCACAAUACUGGAAUCUACCUCUUAUUUGACAAGCUCAACAAAACUACCAUUGCCUCCGUGAAUGUCCUAACCGGCAAUAAGCACCCAAAUUCCAAACCAAAGUUCCCACCUUUCCUGUUUCCUUCCUCGUUUUCUUCUCCUGUUGGAAUGGUAUUUCAUCCACGAAGCCACUUUUUGUAUGCUUAUGGUAAUCAGGUGUGGCUUUCAGUGGACGGUGGCAACACUUUUGAGUUAUUAGCUGACUUUCAUAAUGAUAUCGCAAAGAACUCUUACCACAGUUAUUAUACUUCAGAUAUUACUUUUGCUUGCCAAAGUGGAAAAGUUUACUUGACAAAAGCAGGAUUAGGAGUAUAUAGUGAAAUUGGAAGCAUUGACAAUAAAAUCUUCGCAUUAUACUAUGAUCACUUGGGAUUCAUACAUAAACUGACUCCAGAUCACUUUGAAGAUGGUGGGGUAUUUGCAGGCUUUGGAAAUUCUAGAAGUAUUUUUGGACUGCCUCCUGAUAUGGGAUUUGAUACCGCGCUGGCACCACAGUUUCUCACCAUCAAUGACGUGAUCUUUUUUGCCUAUGUACCUCUGAAUGAACCUCAGGAAACUAUAUACACCAAGAAAUUCAGUAAUAUUCACUAUGGAAAAGUGAUACACUCCGGUAAAACUGGAAAAGCUUACAUAAAACAGAUAAUGCAACAUAAGAUUCCCAAAGGAUUUAUGUCCUCAGUUAUUGCAGAAACAAUAAACCCUUUUGGAUUAGAAGAUGAAAAAGAAAGCUCUUGUUUGUCUAGUUCUCUUUCCAUUGAAAAAACUACAAGUUUUGCGUUUAAACUUACUCUUGACUUACAAACUGCUGAUUCCUCAUUUAAAACUUCAGAUAUAGAAAAGACUGUCGUGAUUCCUGGUUACAGUAGCUUCCUGAUCACAGAAAUUUUGGAUGAUAAGAAUGCUCUAGCUCUUGCUACCAUGCCUGAAAAUAUUCCCUUUAAUAUGGUCUUUAUAAAAGACACUUGGUUCUUAUACAACUUUGGGUCUGUGAAUGGAAGAAAAUGGGCUAUAUUUUUAAAGCCAUGUAAUUAUUGGGUUCAACAACCUGAUGAUUCACUAUCCCUCAACAUUGUGAAGUACAUCGAUCUGGGAAACUCUCAGGUUUUCAAAAUUAAGGUCAUACCUAAUUCAAAAUAUUUUCAAAUAAUUGACUACCCACUAGUGGAAAUAAUAGUUGGAAACCCAAUGUUGUUGGAAGUUAAUGUGAAAGGUUUCUUUGAUGAUACUCAUAGUUAUCUAGUGGAAAUUUCUGUAGCUAGCAGAUCUUUGCGUCAAGGUUCAACUUCACUAGCAUUGAUUAUCUGGGCAGCACCAACGGAGUGCUUUGUUACAACAGUGGUGCCAACGUUGAAGAGUAGCUGUAGCUAUCUCAGAUCUAUGCAUCAUGUUUCUAGCAUAUAUAUCCCAUUGGAAGACUGGAUUAGAGGAGUUCACAAAGACAGUCAGGGUUUUAAUAUGAUCAAAACUUUGCCGGCAAACUACAGGCCUCCAUCUAAUAUGGGAAUUGCCAUUCCACUCACAGAUAAUUUUUAUAAUGCAGAUCCUAGCAAACCUAUACCAAGAAAUCUAUUUCGCAAGUCCAAGGAAACUGGUAAAUACAAACAGUGUGCUCAUGUUUCUACUCGAGAGGAGUGUAAUUGUACAUGGGAUCAGAAGUUUUCACAUGCUGUCGCUUUCUCGGAUUGCAAAGAAAAAGUUCCUCGUUUCAAAUUUCCAGUUACACAAUAUCCAAUUACCUUGGACAUUUUGAGUGAAAAUGAACAUGUCCCAGUGAAAUCUCCAUAUUUGGUUACUGUGACUGAAGUGAACUUGAGGAAAAACUGGAACCUCAAACACUCUGUACCAGAAAAUGUUAAAAAACUUAAAAAUCAUUUAGAAACAAUCCUUCAUACUUCAGUGUAUAAUCCAUCAGGUCUCAACUUAAGUAUAAAGGGUUCUGAGCUUUUUCACUUUAGAGUGACCGUGGUUCCAGGGGUCACUUUUUGUAACUUAGUUGAAGAAUUUCAGAUUUAUGUUGAUGAAGUACCAUUGCCAUUUCCAGGACACACACUCAUCGCUGUGGCAGCAGCUGUGGUGCUGGGGGGGUUGAUUUUUACGGCAUUUAUGUUUCAACUGCGUAACAUCCACCCAUGGAGGGCAUUCCGAAGAUGGAUCCGAAGAAACACCCUCAACCUAUCCAAUACCAAUGUCCCUUAA